Messenger RNA from Suncus etruscus (white-toothed pygmy shrew), 2022 nucleotides. RefSeq names its product epoxide hydrolase 2 (gene EPHX2). NCBI's taxonomy places the organism in Eukaryota, Metazoa, Chordata, Mammalia, Eulipotyphla, Soricidae. The coding region runs from base 78 to 1742 and encodes 554 amino acids. Gene Ontology annotation, cellular component: peroxisome. The record is from RefSeq and is a predicted model, not a curated record. Gene Ontology annotation, molecular function: magnesium ion binding; lipid phosphatase activity. Gene Ontology annotation, biological process: phospholipid dephosphorylation; cholesterol homeostasis. The transcript has 19 exons.
GCGGACUUUGGCGCCUUCUGCUGCUGGUGUUGGAGCGGCGGUGCCUGGGUUGCAGCGAGCCCGAGCCGCGGGCCGCCAUGGCGCUGCGCGCGGUCAUUUUCGACCUGGACGGGGUCCUGGCGCUGCCCUCGUUCGCCGGCGCCUUGACCAGCACGGAGGAAGCGCUGGCGCUGCCCAGAGGUUUCCUGAUGGAAGUGUUCCUCAACAAAGGCAUUUCAGGCUCUGGUGCCCGCCUUCUACGGGGUGAGAUCACCUUUUCCCAAUUCAUUUCUGUCCUGGAAGACGCCUACAUGAAAUACCACCAGGCUUCGGGCAGCAGAAGCCCCAGGACCAUAUCCAAAAUCAUGAGCAAGGUGCUCUCAGAGAGAACCAUCAACUCCCGCAUGCUGCAGGCAGCACUGUCACUCCGGAGACAGGGCCUGGUCACUGGCAUCCUCACCAACAACUGGCUGGACGACAGUCCCUACCGCCACAGCCUGGCGCAGCUGAUGUGCUCCCUGCGGCCACACUUUGACCUGCUUGUCGAGUCGUGCCAGGUGGGCAUGCUCAAGCCGCAGCCCCAGAUCUACCAGCAUGUGCUGGACAGCCUGAAGGCCAAUCCCAAGGAGGUCGUGUUUCUGGACGACAUGGAGCUGAACCUGAUGCCGGCCCGCGAGCUGGGAAUGGCCACCAUCCUCGCCAGUGACACGGACUCUGCGCUGAAGGAGCUGGAGAGCAUCACAGGGAUACAGCUUCUGCACAUGGCCUCCCCUCUGCCAGCCUCCUGCCACCCUGACCAUGUGAGCCACGGUUAUGUGUCUAUCAGGCCGGGGAUACGCCUGCAUUAUGUGGAAAUGGGCUCUGGCCCCCCAGUGUGCCUGUGUCACGGGUUUCCUGAGAGCUGGUUCUCUUGGAGGUACCAGAUCCCUGCUCUGGCCCAGGCCGGCUUCCGAGUGAUCGCUGUGGACAUGAAGGGCUACGGGGACUCGUCUGCUCCCCACGAAAUAGAGGAAUAUUCCAUGGAGAUGCUAUGUAAGGACAUGGUGACCUUCCUCGAUAAGAUGGGUCUCGUCCAGGCUACAUUCAUUGGUCAUGACUGGGGUGGCGUGUUGGUGUGGAAUCUGGCUCUCUUCUACCCUGAGAGAGUGAGUGCUGUGGCCAGCCUCAACACCCCCUUCGCACCGGCCAAACCUGACGUGGACCCCAUGAAGAAGAUAGAGGCCAAUCCCAUGUUCGACUACCAGCUCUACUUCCAGGAGCCAGGAGUGGCUGAGGCCGAACUGGAAAAGGACCUGAAUCGGACCUUCAGGAGCUUCUUCAGAGCAUUUGAUGAGCCUCUGCUUGCUAUGAACAAAGUCCGAAAAUCAGGUGGCCUCUUCGUGAAGGUCCCUCAAAAGCCAAGUCUCAGCAGGAUCAUGACCGAGGAGGACAUUCAGUUCUACGUUCAGCAGUUCAAGAAGUCUGGCUUCAGGGGUCCCUUGAAUUGGUACCGAAACAUAAAUGCCAACUGGAAAUGGGGCUGCAAAGCUUCUGACCGCAAGAUCCUCAUCCCUGCCCUGAUGGUCACAGCUGAGAAGGACUUUGUGCUGCCCCCCGAAAUGUCCAAGCACAUGGAGAAAUGGAUCCCAAACCUGAAGGGGGGGCCUGUCAAGGACUGUGGACACUGGACCCAGAUGGAACAGCCCGCUGAGGUGAACCAGAUCCUCACACAGUGGCUGCAGGCUGAAGCCAGGCCAGCGUACACAAAUUCCUCGAAGCUCUAGGACUUAGGCUCUUCACCUGGCUCCUGGGAACAGAUGGGGCCCUCCCGCCUUCUCCCUAAACCCACAGGGCUGCCAGCAGUGAUAUUUUCUUGGUUUGGAGGUACACCCAGCAAUGCUCAGGGGUUACUCCUGCCUCUGCACUCAGGAAUCACUCCUGGCAGGCUCAGGAAUGCUACGGGAAGCUGAGGAUGGAACCCAGGUUGGCCUCAUUUGUGCAAGGCAAAAGCCCUCCCCACUGUGCUAUCACUCGGCCCCAGAAGUGAUUUUUUUUGGGGCAAUG